Molecule: messenger RNA, 1137 nt
Organism: Cryptococcus wingfieldii CBS 7118
Lineage: Eukaryota; Fungi; Basidiomycota; Tremellomycetes; Tremellales; Cryptococcaceae
Product: peptidyl-prolyl cis-trans isomerase D
Exons: 4
Coding region: 1-1137 (378 amino acids)
Biological process (GO): protein peptidyl-prolyl isomerization
Cellular component (GO): intracellular membrane-bounded organelle
Molecular function (GO): peptidyl-prolyl cis-trans isomerase activity; protein binding
Source: RefSeq, a predicted model, not a curated record
AUGCCCAACACCGUCACCUACUUUGACAUCUCCAUCGGCGACGAGCCCGCCGGCAGGAUCACCUUUGAGCUCUUUGACGAUGUCGUCCCCAAGACGGCGGAGAACUUUAAGCAUCUCUGUAUUGGAGACAAGACCAAUGCUGCUGGUGUCAAGCUCGCCUACGCCGGGUCGGCGUUCCACAGGUGUAUCAAGGGGUUCAUGUUGCAGGGCGGUGACUUUACACGGGGUAACGGUACCGGUGGAGAGUCCAUCUACGGCGAAAAGGCAAGUCCUUUAGCCUAUAUUGCAUUUGAGGACGAAAACUUUGAAUUGAAGCACGAAAAGCCCAUGAUGCUCUCUAUGGCCAACGCUGGUCCUUCCACCAACGGCUCUCAAUUCUUCAUCACCACCGUUCCCACGCCCCACCUCGACGGCAAGCACGUCGUCUUUGGCAAAGUCCUCUCCAACCGCUCCCUCGUUCGCCACAUCGAAUCCAUCCCCACCAACUCUGACAAACCCAUCCAACCCGUCGUCAUCUCCUCCGCCGGCGUCCUCUCCCCCGACGACAUCCAAAAGCUCGAGGCCGAAAACAAGGCCAAGCAGGCCAACUCGGACGGCGAUAUCUGGGAAGAUUUCCCCCAGGAUGAGGAGGGGGUGAAUGUGGACAAGGCGGAUGAGGCGUUGGUGGUGGGGCAAAAGUUGAGGGAGGUGGGUACGAAGGAGUUUAAAGCUGGCAACUUUGCUGUUGCGCUCGACAAGUACCAGAAGGCGUUGAGGUACCUUGAUGUCCACCCUGAAGCGCCUCAAGAGCUUGCGGAUGGGUACAGGUCCACCCGCCUGCCUCUCCUUACCAACGCCGCUCUUGCCGCGCUCAAACUUGCUCCUUCGCCCAAUACCAACAACCUCGUUGUCUCUCUCACAACCCGCGCCCUUGCCAUCCCCGACUUGACCCCCGCGGAGAAGGGCAAGGCGCUCUACCGCCGGGCCCAGGCGCUUGUAGCGAAGAAGGACGAUGAGAGCGCGGAGAAGGACUUGAAGGCGGCUUUGGAGCUCGUGCCAGGGGAUGCUGGUGUGCUCAACUUGUUGAAGACGGUGGAGGUUAGGAGGAAGGAGAGGAAGGAGAAGGAGAGGAAGGCGUUCUCCAAGAUGUUUGGGUAG